Messenger RNA from Leopardus geoffroyi (Geoffroy's cat), 7352 nucleotides. It is a transcript of the gene NLRC5, whose product is annotated as NLR family CARD domain containing 5. Bases 789 to 6392 code for a protein of 1867 amino acids. Gene Ontology annotation, molecular function: protein binding. The transcript is spliced from 50 exons. NCBI's taxonomy places the organism in Eukaryota, Metazoa, Chordata, Mammalia, Carnivora, Felidae. The record is from RefSeq and is a predicted model, not a curated record.
CGCACCUCGGGUCCACGUGAUUUCCCGGCAGCGGCCUCCGGCUCCCGGCACUGCCCCGCAGCUCUCCGCGCUGGCUUUCAGUUUCGUGCGCAGCGCGCUGGGGAAGGAGCGCAACCGCAGCCUGCCCUAUGGAAACAACCUGAAAAUCACCUCAUAGCACAAGACUUGGCCCAGGUACUCAUGAGACCAUCUCUGCGGACACCCUCGAACAUCUAGGAUGAACCGGGAAGCCAAGGAUGGUUACCCUUAAAGAGCUUGAUGCUGUACCCCGAGGGGAUCGAGCACUAAUGGUAGAGAUAAAGGCGUUGUGUCAGACCGGCAGGAGGACACAUUUGAAGAUGAAAGGACUUCCACAGAAAUGAUACCGUCCAGGCGCACCUCACUUCUGCCUGACGCCUUGUUGUCCUGGCUGAUUUCUUUAUGGACAUCAUGGACUUUGAACACUGUAGCCCGGAAAAGAAGCUGCACCCUGGGCCAUAACCACAUCCUCUUACCAAGAUCACACAAAGUCCGGGGACUUGUCUGGUGCCAUCUAGGGCUCCAAAGCCUCAGAAAUGUACAGACCUGACAGGCGAUAAAUCUCAAUUCUGAGCCUGGCUCUGUCAUGGACUUUCAGUAUGACUUUGGGUACAUCCUUUCCCCUUCUUGGCCUCAGUCUUCCGGUCUGUUCAGUGGGGAUGGUGAUCCCUGCCUGCCCCAUGGAUGUGAGCAUGUUUCAUGAAUUCUGAAGCUCUGUGUCUGAGAGAGGAUCUAUUGCCAUCAGUCCAGUUGCCAAGGGCCAGCUCCUCAUGGACCCCGUUAGCCUCCAGCUGGGCACCAAGAACCUGUGGAGCUUGCUUGUGAGGCUGCUCAGCAAAGACCCACAAUGGCUAAAUGCCAAGGUGAAGUUCUUCCUCCCCAAGAUGGACCUGAGCUCCAGGAACAAGGCCGAGGAUGCCACGCAGGGUGUCAUGCUACAGCUCAACAGACUGUACACUCAAGGUCAGGCCACUUGGCAGGCGUUCAUCCACUGUGUGUGCAUGGAACUUGACGUGCCGCUGGACCUGGAGGUGCCACUGCUGAGCACUUGGGGCCAUGGAGACGGGUUCCCCAGCCAGCUGGAAACUGGUGAAGAAAGCCAACCUGAAUCUCAGCUCCACCACGGCCUCAAGCGGCCUCAUCAGAGCUGUGGGUCCUCACCCCGCCCGAAGCAGUGUAGGAAGCAGCAGCUAGAGCUGGCCAAGAGGUACCUGCAGCUGCUGAGGAGUUCUGCCCAGCAGCGCUAUGGCAGCAGGACGCGCCGGCCAGGGCAACCCCUUGCCUUCCACCAGGCCUAUAUCCCGCCAAUCCUGCAGUGGAGCCGGGCCACAGCACCCUUCAACACUCAGGAGGGGGCCAUCCUGGGGGACCCCAAGGCAGAAGAUGGCACUGAGGCGAGCAUCCUGGACCUCUUCAACACCAAGGCCGACAAGGGCCCGAGGGUGACGGUGCUCCUGGGGAAGGCGGGCAUGGGCAAGACCACACUGGCCCACCGGCUCUGCCAGAAGUGGGCUGACGGCCAGCUGGACCGCUUCCAGGCCCUGUUCCUUUUUGAAUUCCGCCAGCUCAACCUGAUCACAGAGUUCCUGACGCUGCCCCAGCUUCUUUUUGAUCUGUACCUGAGCCCCGAGGCAGGCCCCGACUUGGUCUUCCAGUACCUGGAGAAGAAUGCUAAGGGAGUCCUGCUGAUCUUUGACGGACUGGACCAGGCCCUCUACCCCCAUUCCAGCAAGGACACUGCAGGUCCUGAGGCCCCAAGUCCAGCCCUUGCCCUCUUCUCCGGACUCUGCAAAGGGACCCUCCUGCCUGGCUGCUGGGUAUUGGCCACCUCCCGUCCAGGGAAGCUGCCCGACUGUCUGCCCACAGAGGCGGCCAUGGUCCACAUGUGGGGCUUUGACAGGCCGCGGGUGGAGGAGUACGUGGGCCGCUUCUUCAGUAACCAGCUGUGGCAGGAGGCAGCCCUGGCAGAGCUGAGGGAAAACAGACAUCUCCAGAGCAUGUGCGCGGUGCCCGCGGUAUGCCAAGUCACCUGCCUCUGCCUCUACCAUCUGCUCCCAAGCAGCUGUCCAGGCCAAUCUGCGGCCCUUCUGCCCACCGUGACUCAGAACUAUGUGCAGAUGGUAUCUACCCUCGGCCCCCGUGGGCACCUGCUUCCCGAGUCCCUGCUGGGCCUCAGCGAGGUGGCCCUGAGGGGUCUGGAGACCGGGAAGGUCAUCUUCUCUGUAGGAGACAUCCCUCCCCCCAUGAUGGCCUUUGGGGCUGCCCUCGGCUUGUUGACCUCCUUCUGCAUCUGCACAGGCCCUGGGCACCAGGAGACAGGCUAUGCCUUCACCCACCUCAGCCUGCAGGAGUUUUUUGCCGCCUUGCACCUGAUGGCCAGCCCCGAGGUGGACAAAAAUGCACUUGCCCACUAUGUCACCCUCAGUUCUCGCUGGGUGCUGCGGACCAAAGCCAGACUGGGCCUCUUAGACCACCUCCCCACCUUCCUGGCUGGGCUGGCAUCCCGUGCCUGCUGUCCCUUCCUCAGCCACGUGGCACAGAGGGACGAGGUGUGGGUGGGUGCCAGGCAGGCUGAGGUGAUGCAGGCCUUGAGGAAGUUGGCCACCCGCAGACUCACGGGACCGAAGGUUGUGGCACUCUGUCACUGCGUGGGUGAGACCCAGGAGCCUGAGCUGGCCAGCCUCGUGGCCCAAAGCCUCCCCUGUCACCUGUCCUUCCACAAUUUCCCACUGACCUAUGCUGACCUGGCUUCCCUGAACAACAUCCUGGGGCACAGGAAUGCCCCCAUCCAGCUGGAUUUUGAAGGCUGCCCCCUGGAGCCCCACUGCCCUGAGGCCCUGGCAGGCUGUAAGCAGGUAGAGAAUCUCAGCUUUAAGAGCAGGAAGUGUGGGGACGCCUUUGCAGAAGCCCUCUCCCGGAGCCUGCCGACAAUGGGGAGCCUGAAGAAGCUGGGGUUAGCGGGAAGUAAGAUCACUGCCCAAGGCAUCGGCCGCCUGGUGCAGGCUUUGCCCCUCUGUCCACAGCUGGAAGAGGUCAGUUUUCAGGACAACCAGCUCAAGGAUGGGGUGUUGCUGAACAUUGUGGAGGUGCUUCUUCGUUUGCCACGGCUCCAGAAGCUUGACCUGAGCCGCAACAGUGUCUCCAUGUCAACCUUACUCUGCUUGACAAAGGUAGCAAUCACAAGCCCUGCUGUCAGGAUGCUGCAGGUCAGGGAGGCGGACCUCAUCUUCCUUCUUUCCCCGCCCACGAAGACAGCUGCAGAACUUCAAGGGGCAUCAGACCUACAGGGAAAUGCCAGCCAGAGGAAAGAGGCUCAGAGCAGAAGCCUGGCACUCAGGCUUCAGCAGUGUCAGCUCAGGGUCCAUGACGUGCAGGAACUCAUAGCCCAGCUCCAGGAAGGCCCCCACCUGGACAAAGUGGACCUCUCAGGGAACCAGCUGGACAAUGAAGGCUGUCGGCUGAUGGCAGAGGCUGCAGCCCAGCUGGACAUCACCAGGAAUCUGGACCUCAGCGACAACGGGCUGUCUGUGGAUGGGGUGUAUGGUGUCCUGAGCGCAGUGAGCAUGUGCCAGACCCUCGCAGAGUUACACAUCAGCCUGCUGCACAAAACCGUGGUCCUCACGUUUGCCCCGAAGCAGGAGGAACAGGGAGGGAUCCAGGAGAGGGCUGCACUCCAUGACAGCCUUAUGCGGCAGAUGCCCUGUGAGCUGCCCCCGCACUCCACAAGGAUCAGGCUGACACACUGUGGCUUGCAAGCCAAGCACCUAGCACAGCUCUGCAGGGCACUGGGAGGAAGCUGUCGCCUCAGUCACCUUGACUUCUCAGGCAACGCUCUGGGGGACGAAGGCGCGGCCCAGCUGGCUCAGCUGCUCCCAGGGUUGGGCACUCUACAGUCCUUGAACCUCAGUGAGAACGGCUUGUCCCUGGAUUCGGUGUUCAUUUUGACCCAGUGCUUCUCAACUCUGCAGUGGCUUUUCCACCUGGAAGUCAACUCUGAGAGCCAGCACGUCGUCCUGAGAGGUGACAGAAGAGGCAGGGAUCAGUUGGCUGGUGGACCUUUGCCAGAGUUCCCAGCGGGAGCCCGGUUCUCCGCGUUUGAUCAGCGCUGCAUCCCCAGGAGCGUCUGCCUCCGGCAGUGUCUGCUGGAGCCCUUGAGCCUCACCCACCUCUGUGAGACUCUGGAGAAGUGCCCUGGGCCUCUGGAAGUCAAGUUGUCCUGUGAGGUCCUGAGUGACCAGAGCCUGGAGACCCUGCUGAACCACUUGCCCCGGCUCCCCCAGCUAAGCCUGCUGCAGCUGAGUGAGACAAGGCUGUCCCCAAGGAGCCCCCUCCUGCUGGCCGACCUCUUCAGCCUGUGCCCGCAGGUUCAGAAGGUGGAUCUCAGGUCCCUGUAUCACACAACCCUGCACUUCAGGUCUAGCGAGGAGCAGAAAGGCGAGUACUGUGGGUUCACGGACUGUGCCCUCAGUCGGGAGCAUGUGGAGCCGCUGUGUUGGUUGCUGAGCAAAUGCGAGGACCUCAACCAGCUGGACCUCUCAGCAAACCUGCUGGGUGAUGACGGGCUCCAGUGCCUACUGGAAUGUCUGCCUCAGUUGCCCAUCUCCGCUUCUCUUGAUCUGAGUCACAACAGCGUCUCCGUGGAAGGUGCUCUGUGCCUGGUGAAGACUCUCCCCUCCUGCCCACGCGUCCGGGAGGCCUCCGUGAACCUGGGCUCUGAGCAAAGCUUCUGGAUCCACUUCUCCCGACAAGAGGAGGCCGGGAAGACAUUACGGCUGAGCCAGUGCAGUUUCAGGCCAGAGCAUGUGCCCACACUGGCCACCGGCCUGAACCAGGCCCUGAAGCCGACAGCGCUCACGCUGACCCAGUGCUGCCUGGGCCUGAAGCAGCUGACUGUUCUCCUGAGUCUGGUGAGGUGGCCCGUGGGACUGUUCAGUCUCAGGGUGGAGGAACCAUGGGUAGGCAAAGCCGGGGUCCUCGCCCUGCUGGAAGUUUGCACCCAGGCCUCAGGCAACAUCACGGAAAUCAGCAUUGCCGAGGCCCAGCAGCAACUCUGUCUCCAGCUGGAGUUUCCCCGCCAGGAGAACCCAGAGGCCGUGGCCCUCAGGUUGGCUCAUUGUGACCUUGGGACCCACCACAAUCUUCUUGUCUGGCAGCUGAUGGAGACAUGUGCCAGGCUGCGGCAGCUCAGCUUGUCCCAGGUGAACCUCUGCGACACCAGCUCCCUGCUGCUGCAGAGCCUCCUGCCGUCCCUCUCUGAGCUGAAGACAUUCCGGCUGACCUGCAGCUGUGUGAGGUCCGAGGGCCUGGCCCACCUGACAUCCGGUCUGAGCCACUGCCUCCACCUAGAGGAGCUGGACUUGUCCAACAAUCAAUUUGGCGAGGAGGGCACCAGAGUGCUGAUGGGGGUCCUCGAGGGCAAGUGCUGGCUGAAGAGGCUGGACCUCAGCCAUCUCCCCCUGGGCGGCUCCAUCCUGGCCGAGCUCACUCAAAGACUGAGACACAUGACCCUCCUGCAGAGCCUCCGUCUGAGCAGGAACGGUGUUUGUGAUGUCGGCUGCCACCCCCUUUCCGUGGCUCUCAGGGCUGCCACCAGCUUGGAGGAGCUGGACUUGAGCCACAACCAGAUUGGAGACACCGGUGCCCAGCUCUUAGCUGCCGUCCUACCGUGGCUGCCGGAGCUCAGGAAGAUAGACCUCUCAGGAAAUGGCAUUGGCCCAGCUGGGGGAGCGCAGUUGGCAGAAUCUCUCGCCCUUUGCAGGCACUUGGAGCAGCUGAUGCUUGGCUGCAAUGCCCUGGGGGAUGCCACAGCCCUGGGGCUGGCCCAGGGACUGCCUCAACACCUGAGAAUCCUGCACCUGCCAUCUAGCCGUCUGGGCCCAGAGGGGGCGCUGAGCCUGAGCCAGGCCUUGGAUGGGUGCCCAUAUGUGGAAGAGGUCAGCUUGGCAGAGAACAGUCUGGCCAGGGGGAUCCCACAAUUCUGUCAGGGGCUCCCACUGCUCAGGCGGAUAGACCUGGUUUCAUGUGAUAUUGACGACCACACUGCCAAGCCCCUCGCUGCCAGCCUGCUUCUCUGCCCGGCCCUGGAAGAAAUUCUGUUGUCCUGGAAUGUGCUCGGGGACGAGGCGGCUGCCGAGCUGGCCCGGGUCCUGCCGCAGAUGGGCCGGCUGAAGAGAAUGGACCUGGAGAAGAAUCGGAUCACAGCUUGUGGAGCCUGGCUCUUGGCUGAAGGGUUGGCGCAAGGGUCUGGCAUCCAAGUCAUUCGCCUCUGGAACAACCCCAUUCCCCCCGACACGGUGCAGCGUCUGCAGAGGCAGGAGCCCAGGCUGGACUUCGCUUUCUUUGACAAGCAGCCGAAAGCCCCUUGGGGUACUUGAUGGCCCCCUCAAGGUACUUCGAAUACAGCCAAGUGAAGCCAGCUUCCACCCACCAGGACUGAGGGCUCGGGAAAAGAGCCGCAGCUGGGUCCCCCUGUAUGCUGCCCUAGGAGGACGGGGCCUAUUUGUCUUGCUACAGUCUUCAAGAAGGGCCCAAAGCCUGGUGUGGCCAAUAGACUACCCUGCAUCACAUGUGAUAUUCAUGAGCAGUCAGGGACAUGUCGCACAAUGAGAGUGUCGUGAUGUGAUGGGUGACACAGGUCGCCCGUGGCAGAAUUCUAUGCAGCGUUGCAUAGAGCUUGCGGUGUGGCCUCGGGGUCAGUGUCAUGGGUCCUAGCACCACACGUGGCAGGACAUAUGAUUUGUGGCUCAUAGAUGGCAUGUGCUAGCUGCUCAUAUCGUAGGAUAUGUGCUGGCAGGAUACCCUCAGACUGGUACAAAAUCUAAUUUAUUACUUUUUAAAGGCAAGUAUGUAUUUAUAUAUUGCAUUUCCAGAGCAUCUAAGCUAGGGAAUGUCCUCCACCCAGAACUGGGGAUGGGGAGAGGUGUCCAAGCACUGAUCAGCCCAGUGGCCUGAGAACCAAGCCAGGGACUCAGCCCUGAGGCUUUUGGAUGAGUCCCCUCCCGCCUCAAGCCUCAGUUUUCCCAUUUGUGAAUGGGAUGACUCCCUCCUCUUAAACACUGGCUUCCAAGGACUUUGGGCCCAGGGCUAGGUACAGUCCGUGGGAAUGGACAGGCCUACUCUGACCUAUGUAAGGGAAGAAGCCAGGUCUAAGGGUGUGGGGAUAGGCACUACCAAGAUAAUCAGGCAAGGCCACUGGGUCCAGUCACUACCUCAGCAGGAUCCGGGUGAGUUCCCAGGGGCUGCACGUGCUACGAAAUAUUCUUGUUGCUUCCAAGGAUGGCCCUGCUACACUGUAAGCCAAAUUUGACCAAUAAAUAUGGAUUGUGUUAACAGCC